GGCAGCUUUGCGGCAGGCUCCGGCCGGGCUUGCUUGACGGCGGUGUGGCGGAGGCCCCGCCCGAGGCGGCAGGAACCUGGAGGGAGGCGGAGGAAUAUGUCCGAGAGGGAAGUGUCGACAGCGCCGGCGGGAACAGACAUGCCUGCGGCCAAGAAGCAGAAGUUGAGCAGCGACGAGAACAGCAACCCGGACCUCUCGGGAGACGAGAAUGAUGAUGCUGUCAGUAUCGAGAGUGGCACAAACACAGAACGCCCUGACACACCUACAAACACACCAAAUGCACCCGGGAGGAAGAGCUGGGGAAAGGGAAAAUGGAAAUCGAAGAAAUGCAAAUAUUCUUUCAAAUGUGUGAACAGCCUCAAGGAAGAUCAUAACCAACCCUUGUUUGGAGUUCAGUUUAAUUGGCACAGCAAGGAAGGGGAUCCUCUGGUGUUCGCAACCGUGGGAAGCAACAGAGUCACCUUAUAUGAAUGCCAUUCACAAGGGGAAAUCCGGUUAUUGCAGUCCUAUGUAGAUGCUGAUGCAGAUGAAAACUUUUAUACUUGUGCAUGGACCUAUGAUAGCAACACCAGCCACCCUCUGCUUGCUGUUGCUGGAUCUAGAGGCAUCAUAAGGAUAAUUAAUCCCAUAACAAUGCAGUGUAUAAAGCACUAUGUUGGCCAUGGAAAUGCUAUCAAUGAACUGAAAUUCCACCCACGAGACCCAAAUCUUCUCCUGUCAGUAAGUAAAGAUCAUGCUUUACGAUUAUGGAAUAUCCAAACGGACACGCUUGUGGCAAUAUUUGGCGGUGUGGAAGGACACAGAGAUGAAGUUCUGAGUGCUGAUUAUGAUCUUUUGGGUGAAAAAAUAAUGUCCUGUGGUAUGGAUCACUCUCUUAAACUCUGGAGAAUCAACUCAAAGAGAAUGAUGAAUGCGAUUAAGGAAUCUUAUGAUUAUAACCCAAAUAAAACCAACAGGCCAUUUAUUUCCCAGAAAAUCCACUUUCCUGACUUUUCUACCAGAGACAUACAUAGGAAUUAUGUUGAUUGUGUACGAUGGUUAGGCGAUUUGAUACUUUCCAAGUCUUGUGAAAAUGCCAUUGUAUGCUGGAAACCUGGCAAAAUGGAGGAUGAUAUAGAUAAAAUUAAACCUAGUGAGUCUAAUGUGACUAUUCUUGGGCGAUUUGAUUACAGCCAAUGUGACAUUUGGUACAUGAGGUUUUCUAUGGAUUUCUGGCAAAAGAUGCUUGCAUUGGGCAAUCAGGUUGGCAAACUUUAUGUUUGGGAUUUAGAAGUAGAAGAUCCUCAUAAAGCCAAGUGUACAACACUGACUCAUCAUAAAUGUGGUGCUGCUAUUCGACAAACCAGUUUUAGCAGGGAUAGCAGCAUCCUCAUAGCUGUCUGUGAUGACGCCAGCAUUUGGCGUUGGGAUCGACUUCGAUAAACUAUUUUUUUCUAGUAAAAAUUAGAAUAUGUUGUCUUUGUAAAAUAGAAUUAAUGUAUCUUGCUAGUAAGGGCACAUAGAGCAUUUAGACUUGUGUUUCAGCAUUCAAUCAGGCUGAGCUGAAUGUAGUGAUGUUUACAUUGUUUACAUUCUUUGUACUGUCUUCCUGCUCAGACUUUACUGCUUUUAAUAAAAAUUUAUUUUUGUAAA
Peromyscus maniculatus bairdii (prairie deer mouse) is the source of this 1632-nucleotide messenger RNA. RefSeq names its product embryonic ectoderm development (gene Eed). The record is from RefSeq and is a predicted model, not a curated record. NCBI's taxonomy places the organism in Eukaryota, Metazoa, Chordata, Mammalia, Rodentia, Cricetidae. Gene Ontology annotation, molecular function: protein binding.